Molecule: messenger RNA, 1068 nt
Organism: Mycena indigotica
Lineage: Eukaryota; Fungi; Basidiomycota; Agaricomycetes; Agaricales; Mycenaceae
Product: Monocarboxylate transporter
Exons: 4
Coding region: 1-1068 (355 amino acids)
Cellular component (GO): fungal-type vacuole membrane
Source: RefSeq, a predicted model, not a curated record
AUGUCCUCCGUCGACAUCGAGCUCGUCGAGCGACGCACCGCUACCACAACAGCAACACCGACCCCGGAUGUGUCCGAAGGCGGCUACGGCUGGGUAGUGGUCCUCGGCUGCGCGGUCAUCACAUGGUGGUACCUGGGCAUAUCGUACAGCUGGGGCAUCGUCCAGGCCGCGCUCGUCCGCCGCGGCCUCGCCUCCCCGUCCACGCUGUCCUUCGUCGGCUCGUCCGCCGUCGCGUGCAUUUCGGGGCUUGCGGUCGUCAAUGCGCACAUGAUCCGCCACCUCGGGGCGCAGAGGACGGCACUGCUGGGGAUAACGAUGAUCGGGGUGGGGCAGCUGCUGAGUAGCUUCGCGAUUGGGGAUUGGGACGAGGUGCUCUCUGCUUCAUGGUCGUGUCCAUUACCCCCGCACAGUACUUCCACAACCGACGAGGUCUCGCGAACGGGAUCGUGUACGCGGCGGGGUGGACUUGGUGGGGUGGUCAACAGCUUCUUCAUCGACGCGCUGAUCGAAAAACUCGACCUGGGCUGGACGUUCCGCAUCCUCGGCAUCAUCACACUUGCCACCGGCAUCCCCGCUGCCCUGCUCGUAAAAGAGCGCACCCCCAUCCGCACAACGGGCUUCGUCGACCCCUCCCUAUUCCGCGACCCCAAAUUCAUCACGCUCUUCCUCGCGGGCGCAAUCGGCACCUUCCCGCUCUUCGUCCCGCCCUUCUUCCUGCCGCUCUACUCCGCCUCGCUGCACCUCUCCGCGCGGGCCGGCGCCGCCGCUGGUCGCGACGUUCAACUUCGCCUCCGCGCUCGGCCGGCUCACUUGUCGCCGCGGUGUUCGGGCCGGCGCGGCGUCGGCGUCGCGAUGGGCAUGACCGUGACGGGCUGGGUCGGCGGGUACCUCAUGGGCGCGCCGAUCGCGGGGUACCUGCUGAGCGCGUAUGGCGGGGGCGCGCAAGACGCGUCGCUCGAGGCGUACCACCCCGCCAUGUGGUAUGCGGGCUUGAUGGCGCUCGGCGCGGCGGGCCUCGUGUCGCUGCGGCGCUUCACGAGCAGCACGAAGCUGUUUGCGAAGAUCUGA